This is a messenger RNA of Podarcis lilfordi (Lilford's wall lizard), 1998 nucleotides long. NCBI's taxonomy places the organism in Eukaryota, Metazoa, Chordata, Lepidosauria, Squamata, Lacertidae. The record is from the annotation of a GenBank genome assembly.
AAAGACAAGAUGGGAAAGAAGGUAAACUACCACGAUCUUUCUUCGACAUGGUAAAUAAUUUGGGAUUGACGGAUGUUUGGAGGUUUAAAAACCCUACUGCAAAACAAUUCACCUUUUUUUCAAAUCCGAAUCAGAGCUGGGGAGGAUAGACAGUAUUUGGGUCUCGAGGGAAUUGGUACAGAAUUUAAUUAAGUCUGAAAUUUGGCCUCGAACUUUAUCUGAUCAUAGUGCGGUUUCCAUGGAGUUAAAAGGUAGAGAGGUUAAAACAGCCAGAUGGAGAAUGAAUGAAUAUUUAUUCAAUGAUCAAAGGAUAGUAAAUAAGGCUAUAGAAACAAUUGAAGAAUACUUUAGGUGGAAUUUAAAUGGAGAAACUUCCAUAGAGAUGGUGUGGGACGCAGGAAAAGCGGUCAUGAGGGGUUUUUUGAUUCAGAAAAAUACCCAAUUAAGAAAAGAAAAAGAAAAAAAGAAAGAGCAGAUUUUAAUACAGAUUAUGGAAAAUGAAAGAAAAUUAACUGUUAACCCUAGUGAAGAGAGUUUAAAACAGAACUUAAAAAUACUACAAGCUAAAUUUGCUACAAUAAUUAACCAAGAGAUAGAGUGGAAAAUUAAAAGGAUGAAUCAAAAGAACUUUGAGUCCGCAAAUAAGAUAGGGAAAUAUCUAGCGUGGCAGUUGAGAGAAAGGAAGAAGUUGAAUACGAUCAGUAAAAUAAAAGAAGGAGAUAUGAUUAUGGAAGAACCAAAAGAAAUAAAAAGAAUAUUCCAAAGAUAUUAUAAGGAUUUGUACAAAAGAGGAGAGGAAACAGAACAAGAAAUAGAUCAAUUUCUGCAAAAACACCAUCUGGAACAAAUUGUAGAAGAUGAAAGAGCAGCACUAGAUGAGAUAAUAACACAGGAAGAGAUAAAAAAGGCUAUUAAAAAGAUGAAAGCUGAGAAGGCGCCGGGACCGGACGGCCUUCCGGCCAAAUAUUAUAAAACAUUAAUUAACCAAAUAUCACCAGUGCUGGGAGAGGUUAUGAACAAUAUAUUGAGAGAAGGAAAGAUACCUAAUACCUGGAAGGAAGCCUAUGUUAUAUUGAUCCCUAAAAAAGAGGUGGACACUAUGGAAGUAAAGAACUAUAGGCCAAUCUCAUUAUUAAAUAAUGAUUAUAAGCUAUUUGCAGACAUAAUGGCGGAAAGAUUAAAGAAGGUCUUGAUUAAUAAAAUUCAUGGUGAUCAAACAGGAUUUCUCCCAGGGAGACAAUCACGGGAUAAUGUAAGGAAUUUGAUUGACAUUAUUGAAUACCUGGACAUGAAAAUAGACAGAAAAGCCGCACUGGUUUUCAUAGACGCCGAAAAGGCAUUUGAUAAUGUUUCCUGGAACUUCCUAAAGAAGGCUUUGGAAAGGAUGGGAAUUGGCGAAAAAUUUAGAAGAGGCAUAGAAGCAAUAUACAAAGAACAGAAAGCAAAGCUGGUGAUAAACAACAAUACAACAGAAUAUUUUAACAUUUAUAAAGGGACCAGACAAGGUUGCCCCUGUCCCCCUUAUUAUUUAUUGUAAUUUUGGAAGUACUUAAUAAGAGACUGAGGGAGGCAACAGAAGUGAAAGGAAUUAGAGUAGGAAAGAAGGAAUUCAAAAUUAAAGCCUUUGCCGACGAUAUUGUUUUGACUUUGGAAGAUCCACAAGAUAGUGUAAAAGAAGCAUUACAAAAAUUGAGGAAUUUGGAGAGGUGGCAGGUUUUAAGGUAAACAAGAAUAAAACUAAAAUGCUGGUUAAAAAUCUAACUAAGGAAGAAACGAAAGAUCUAGAACAAAAAGUGGAAAUCAUGGUGGUGAAAAAAGUGAAAUAUUUGGGAGUGUGGAUUACGGCAAAAACAUAAACCUAUAUAAAGAUAAUUAUGAAGUUACAUGGAAAAAAAUAAAGAAAGAUCUGGAAAUAUGGGGAGGAUGAAAUUUUCCUUUUUAGGGAAGAUAGCAGUGGUUAAAAUGAAUGUUUUGCCGAGGAUGUUGUUUUUAUUUCAA